CCCCAGUAUGCAGAGCAUGCGCCUGCUAGUCAUGUCAGAGGAGGAGAAGAAGCCUGUUUUGAUGGAGUGCCACAAUAACCCUGGUACCGGGAACCACAAUGGUGUCAGAGGUACCCGAAACAUGGUUGUUGCUGGCUUUUACUGGCCAACAUUGAACCAGGACAUCAGUGAAUGGGUCAGAUGUUGUCAUCGCUGCCAGAUGAAUGACCCAAUCAAGACCGUGGCACCAACAUUACAUCCCAUCAAGGUACAUCUUAAAGCUAUUUACAUUUAAUUUUCAAGUUAAUAAGCUUGUCUGCUGCAGGUUAGCUUUAAAUUUUCACUUGAUAAGUUCUGUGACCUGCAGGUAAGAGAACCUUGGGAGUUGCUGGGCAUGGAUUUAAUUGGACCACUCCCAGAAACACGUCUAGGGAACCGAUAUGUCCUGACUAUGACCGUUCUGGGUGAUUGCAGAACCUCUUAAGUCCAAGACUGCUGCUGAGGUCUCUGCAGUCAUGACGUCUAAGUUAUACAUGUUUGGCAUGGUGAGGAAGAUCAUCACUGACCAAGGAAAGGAGUUUGUGAACCAGGUAAAAUUUGUGAAAGUGUUAGUCGUACCUUGACAUUUGAGAUGAUGUAUUUAGACCAAGUCUGCUCAUGCCACUGCAGCUCAACGACAGCAUUUUCAGCAUGCUGAAUAUUAAACAUGCUGUCUCCAGUGCUUACCACCCCCAGACCAACAGGCAGGUUAGCAUUUGGAUAUCUAACCUUGAGUAACUCAUGGGAAAUCAGUCAUGCUUCUUUAUCUAUUCUGCAAUACAACUCAAGGAUGAGAGGACCAACCAGAACAUUAAGCAUGCUCUCAGAAAGUACGUGAACCAGAACCAUGACGACUGGGACGUUCACCUUGCUGCUGUGGUGUACGGCAUCAACACUGCAAAGCAGCACUCCACCCGCCACAGUGCCUAUUUCCUGCUCUUCUACCGACAUCCACGUCUUCCUGCUGUGAUGAACACCUGUCCCAUGGACGAUGACUUUGAGGUUGCAGACCCAGAAGUGGACAUCGACACAAGAGUUGAGGAGAUGACGGUUCUGAAUGAAACAGUCUGUACAUUUGAAGAGGGCUGACUGACAGGGAAAGGAGACUUGUUGAGGAAAAAAGGGGAAAUGUGGUUCUUCGCAAUAUUGAGAGGGCACAGGACACCCAGAGGAAGACCUUUGGAACACGGAAAAGGAAGCUAGUAAGGCAGUGUGUUGUUCAAGCAGGCGAUGACGUGCUUCUGUCAGGAGAAAACAGGAAUAGACCUUGAGUUCUUUCCCCAGCAGUUCAUGGGAAAUUGCUGCGGCAUCUUUAUGCUGAUGUAUGCUCUCUGCAUCUGCACCUCAUCUCCACCAUCUUUCACAGAGGAGGAAAUGCCAGCAAUUCGCCUGUGGUGGUGUAUUCAGCUGCUGGAGAGAUUCGGCAUUGAGGGGCAUGGACAAAGAUUUGCCUUCUGGACAGAAGAAGCAUCCCUUCUCCUCCAGGGGACUCUCCAGCCUGUCUUCAGGGUACCAAAGGCAACCUCCUCCAAGCCUUCACCAAGUCUAAUCAGACCGGCUGAGGCUGACAGGUGUCUUAUACUGGAGUUACCAGAACGUGUCCUAAUGGACAUAUUGGAGAGUUUUGUGGGAGUUUUUGAUCAUUCUUCUUGGAGUACUAUAGCAAAAACUUUAAUGCUCUUGUGGCAAGGUGGAUAAACGAGGGCCCGGGCGGGAUUCGAUCCCCAGACUCCCGGGUGAGAGUCAUACACUCUAACCAGUCAGCCAAAGGGACUGAUCAAGGAUGAUCAAUCGGGACAUUGUGACAGGACACUCACACUGUCACACUCUGUUUGAGAAAGUGAAUCUGUUGGGCUUGUACCUGGUACUCAGAGUACCACACUGCCAGAAAGGGCACGCUGAAAAUAAAAAGCUUUUUAUUUCCAUCAA
Nothobranchius furzeri (turquoise killifish) is the source of this 1947-nucleotide messenger RNA. The record is from RefSeq and is a predicted model, not a curated record. Lineage: Eukaryota; Metazoa; Chordata; Actinopteri; Cyprinodontiformes; Nothobranchiidae.